AGCGCAAGUGUGCCAUUCCAUACAUACGGGAGACUCAUUCGCGUGCCUCCGUCCGACACAGUAGGUGACCCUUUCUCGUCUACUCACACACCCAAAGGCAAUGUACGAUGAUGACCGCGGAAUCAUUCUUCGCUCAGCUAACGCUCAUCUCGCGCUAGUUCAUAAGAUAACGGCGAUGCGUGCGAACGUAUCGCUUGUUGCGCUCUGCGCACUAGCGGCACUGUCCGCCGUCCAGACAGCAAACAUCCUCUGCAUCAUGACCGUGCCUAGUCCGAGCCAUCACAUUUGGAACCGUGUCAUCAUGGAGGAGCUGGUAGCCCGGGGCCACAAUGUAACGGUCGUCUCCCAGGAUGGUGAUGCAUCACGCACAAACCUUACCUACAUCAUGCUGGAAAAGGUAUACUCCACCCUGUACGAAGACGAAGGGCUUGAUCUGCUGGAAGUGUCGAAAGAAACCCCCUUUCAAUCACUGUUCACCUUCCGCGAGUUCUAUCUCGGCAUGUGCCGGGGAGCGCUCAAGUCGAACGGAUUGAACGUGAUCCUCAACUACCCCGACAGCUUCCGGUUCGAUCUCGUACUGUACGACUUUGGCUGUGGACCGUGUUUGCUACCGUUGCUGCACAAGUUUAACUACCCGCCGCUGGUCGCACUGACCGCGUUCAGCAAUCCACCGUACUCGGUGGACAUUGUGGGAGGUCAUAAGCAUUUUGCGUACACGCCACACUACGCCCUGCCGUACGGGUUCGACAUGAGUUUCACCGAGCGGGCCUACAACACGUACCUCUGCCUGUGGGAUGCUGGUUUGCGUAAGUUUACCAUCAUGCCCCAGCUGGACGCAAUGGUAAGGGACCGGUUCGGCUUCAACGACAUGCCCUACCUACAGGACAUUGAGCAGCGCACGGUUCUGAUGCUGGUUAACACUAAUCCCGCGUUCGAUGCACCGGAACCACUGCCACCGAAUGUGAUUGCGAUCGGAGGAGCCCACAUUAAGGAACCGAAACCACUGCCCAGCGAUUUGGAGGAGUUUGUGGGGAAGGCCAAAAAAGGGGCCGUACUGUUUUCGCUCGGUUCCAACAUCCGGUCGGACAUGAUUGGUGAGCAGCGUCAGCGGAUGUUUAUCGAAGCGUUCCGCCAAAUGCCGGACUAUCAUUUCCUGUGGAAGUUUGAAUCGAAACUGAACCUCCCGUUGCCACCGAACGUGAUCAUUCGGCCGUGGAUGCCCCAGAACAGCAUCCUGAACCAUCCCCGGACGCGAGGAUUCAUCACACACUCGGGUGGAUUGAGCACGCAGGAAGCGUCCUGGUUUGGCGUACCACUGAUCGGAAUGCCGUUCUUUGUCGAUCAGCAUCGUAACCUCAAACGCUCCCUCAUUGGUGGGGUGGCCGAGCCGCUCGAUUUUGGCGCGCUGUCGACGGAGAAAAUACGCGCCACCGUGUUGAAGGUGCUGGAAACACCGAUCUACCGGAAGAACAUGCAACGUCGGGCGAUGUACUUCCGCGAUCAGCCGGAAAAACCGCUCGAUCGCGCGAUCUGGUGGAUCGAGUACGUGCUGAGACAUCCGACGGUGGAGCAUCUACGCUCACCGACGCUGAAGCUGGGCACGGCGAAGUCUAAUCUGUUGGACGUGUAUGGUUUCUUUGCUGGAGUUAUCUUGUUCGUGUUAUGGUUGGCCUUGUUCAUAGUAAGACGCGUAUGCUGUGGACGUAAAAUGAAGCCGAAAAAGAAGCAACAGUGAAUGUUGGUACGCUUUGCAGAGUGGAGAUAACUGAGAUUUUAACCUUUAUUUGCGUUAGAAAUAGUUUUGUUGUUUUAGUAAAUUUUAUAGUUGAAGAUAAAUACAAAAUAACGAAUUUGUAACUGA
Messenger RNA from Anopheles coluzzii, 1861 nucleotides. RefSeq names its product UDP-glucosyltransferase 2-like. Gene Ontology annotation, molecular function: UDP-glycosyltransferase activity. NCBI's taxonomy places the organism in Eukaryota, Metazoa, Arthropoda, Insecta, Diptera, Culicidae. The record is from RefSeq and is a predicted model, not a curated record. The transcript is spliced from 4 exons. The coding region runs from base 101 to 1735 and encodes 544 amino acids.